UGUGUGCUUGUGCUGUGUUAAUUUCUCGAACCGUAGGUAAUCAUCACCAGGUAGCAGUUAAGAAAACGAUGAAUCCUUGAAAAAAAUAUAAAACUCGGCGCUUUGAAAAAUAUCAGCCUAACCAGUGGCUAGAAGUCGCAGUGAGUGAGUGCAUUGAUCAACCGCAAACAUAAAACGUUUGUAAAAUGGCAAACUGCCUACGGAAAAGUAUUUGUUCACCUUUCGUCCCUACGAUCGGUCGCAUUUUCAACAGCCACCGCACGGUUGCGUCAGCAGUGCUGACGACCGACAAUCGUCGGCCCGUUCCGGUGAUUCCGGUAUUAAAAUCACCAAACUUAACCACUCAACCAGCGCCGCUAGCUUUCCAGUUGUACUGCAGCCCAGAGGCAUCAAGAAUCGCAUUGGCAGAUCGGGUUCAGAUGUGCCAAAGCGAUCAAAAGGAAGCCGCUUCUCAGCCGUCGGAUGGCGGUGGACCAUCGGAAGAGCAGUUACAGCGGGUGUUCGAUGUGCUUGCCAAUACCCUGCCAAAGCUGUUCAUUCAACCGCUGGACUACUCCAUUUAUAAUCCCAAAGUAAUUUUCGAGAAUAAUAUACGAGGCAUGCGGACAGAAGGAUUGUACCCUUACGUUAAGCAGGUUGCCUUGUUGCGAACGGUUGGACACCUGAAGUACGCCUAUGUCACGCUCGAGGUACUAAAAAUCACCAAACACCCGGAGGACAACACGAUCAAGGUGCGCUGGCGGAUAAAGGGUCUCAGCGCGUUUAAGGUCAUGUUUCAGUUUUGGAAGUAUAAACUGUGGAAGUUGAAAGAGGUUUUCGAGAGCACGGAAGCGUGGUACGAUGGCUUUUCGGUAUUUCAUGUUGGCCCUGACGGGCAGGUGUGGAAACACGUUGCGGAUAAGAUGAUGCCGGAUGACGAUAAGGUGGUGGUUUCACCGAAGACUGUGAUUUCGCCUAAAUUGGCUCUGUUUGUGGGUCUAACGGUCGAGAUUAGUCCAAUCGUGGGUUGCGUUAAUUGAGGAUGCGUGGCUUCCUGCGGCUAGUUUGUAUUAUAGUUUGUUCUGACCGAUUUUCAGUCACGCUAUUGUUACGAGCUUGUGUGCACCUUCUUUACUUAAGGUUAGUUUAACGACGAAACAGAUGAAUCAAUCGAAGAUUGAUUGCUUCAACUUCAACCGAGCUUGAGAGGAGUGAUAAAUGAUAUCAGUACAUUUUGCAUUCGAGAUGCAAGUUUGAAUAUACUCGGAACUGCGAAAUAGUUUCGUUUUAAUAUUUUAUGCCAUCCGCCCAUUGAUCACGUUGCAAUA
Molecule: messenger RNA, 1307 nt
Organism: Sabethes cyaneus
Lineage: Eukaryota; Metazoa; Arthropoda; Insecta; Diptera; Culicidae
Exons: 6
Coding region: 186-1019 (277 amino acids)
Source: RefSeq, a predicted model, not a curated record